GGACCGAGCUGCUAAUGUAAUAGCGGCGUCUUUCCGAUUGAGUUUAUUUCCAGAAAUUGAAUCCAAAAUAUGAACAUAUUGUACGCUUUGCUUGGAGAAAUAACCUGCAAAGCCUACAACGCAUGCGCUUCUUGGCUUAGUACGCUCAUUCUGUAGCGACAAUGCGAGUAGCCCGAUGCAUUCUGUCGCAAGGAAGAUCGCGGGUCAACCAAGACCGCAAUUGAGGUUCGUCAACCUCUGGUCUGCGCGUCCUCGAGCCUCCCUUCUCCGGCGAUCAUAUGCUACUACGAAGCUCGAUUUGCCUGCAUUAGACCGAAAAUGGCGUCGUCCAAUCCCAAAGAGGAGCGAGGGCUCUAAACAAGUUGAGGAUUUCAAACAGGAAUCCAACGAUCGCAUGUAUAUCCUCUCCAUGUUCCCGUACCCGUCUGGCAACCUCCACCUAGGACAUCUUCGAGUAUAUACUAUUGCCGAUGUGAUAGCUCGAUUCUGCAGACUACAAGGCCAUGACGUGCUGCUACCCAUGGGCUGGGACGCCUUUGGGUUGCCUGCUGAGAAUGCGGCAAUUGAACAUGGCAUUGAUCCGGCUGUCUGGACGAGGGACAACAUCACUCGAAUGAAAGAACAACUUGAGUGUAUGAAUGGGAGCUUCGAUUGGUCGCGGGAAUUCGCAACAUGUGAUCCAGAAUUCUACAAGCACACUCAGAAGAUAUUCCUCCUUCUUUAUAAGCAUGGUCUCGUAAGCCAGAAGAAGGCUACUGUAAACUGGGAUCCUAUAGACAUGACUGUGUUAGCAAACGAACAGGUCGAUUCUGAAGGCCGCUCGUGGAGGUCGGGCGCGAAGAUUGUCCAGCGCAAGCUUGAGCAGUGGUUCUUCCACAUAACCAAGUACCAAGAAUCGCUUUUGGAAGACCUCGAGAAGCUGAGUAAAGACGAGGCUUGGCCCGAGAGAGUCUUAACCAUGCAAAAGAAUUGGCUUGGACGUACCGAAGGUGCUUACUAUGAAUUCGCCUACACUGAGAACGACGAGACGAAGAAGCACUCGCUGAAGAUAUAUACGACGAGGCCGGAAACUAUAUAUGCGGCUCAAUUUAUCGCCCUCUCGCCCAAGUCAUCCAUAGUGCAACGGUUAGCGCAAGACGAUACAGAGCUCCGGGAGUUUUUAGAACGCAUAAAGGACCUCCCCCCAGAUAGUACAGAGGGUUACCGGAUACCGCAGCUGAAGGCGAUUAGUCCGCUUGCCUUUUCGAUGCAGAUGCCGGAACAGCAUGUUCUUCAUCUUCCCAUCUUUGUCGCUCCGUAUGUCCGAGGAGAUUACAAGACCGGCGCAAUUAUGGGAGUCCCGGCUCACGAUGCGAGGGACUUUGCAUUCUGGCGAAGACACUGUCCCGAGAUACCUCUCGAAUAUGCCGUUUCACCGGAACCUGAUGGAUCUACCGGACACCUCAAGAAUGGCCCUUAUCUAGAGCCUGGAUAUUGCACCCGUCUGACUGGUUCUUAUUCCACGAUGCCCUCUAGUGACGCUGCGAGGGAAAUCAUUGACCAGAUCAAGGAUGCGUCAAACCUCGCACAGAGCAGCACGAAAUGGAGAAUACGAGACUGGUUAAUUAGCAGGCAGAGGUACUGGGGGACCCCAAUCCCAAUCAUCCACUGUUCUACCUGUGGGCCCCAACCCGUCCCAGAUGAUCAAUUACCUAUCACCCUACCUAAAGUAGAUGCCCAUUGGGAAGAUGGUAGAGCCGGAAACCCUCUAGAAACUGCGACGGACUGGGUCAACACGUCUUGUCCCAAAUGUCAUGGUCCUGCUAAGAGGGACACUGACACGAUGGAUACUUUCGUAGAUUCUAGCUGGUAUUACAUGAGAUUCCCAGAUCCUCACAACUCAGAAGCCCCUAUCUCUAAAGACCUGGCAAAAAGCUUCCUACCGGUUGAUCUCUAUGUUGGCGGAGUCGAGCACGCCAUUCUCCACCUCCUCUACGCUAGAUUCAUAUACAAGGCUGUCGUAGACCUACUUGGACUGCCGGUAGAUCCUUUGCGAGAACCGUUCAGGCGACUCAUCACACAAGGGAUGGUGCAUGGAAAGACGUACUCAGACCCCGAUAGUGGGCGCUUUUUGAAACCGGACGAAGUCGAUCUCUCAGAUCUCUCCGAGCCGAAAGUUAUGGUAUCAGGGAAAACUGCAGCGGUCUCGUUUGAAAAAAUGUCAAAGUCGAAACACAACGGUGUGGACCCGACCACUUUUAUUGCCAAAUAUGGAUCCGACGCCACAAGAGCUCACAUCCUAUUCCAGGCACCCGUUGGGGAGGUCUUGAAUUGGGACGAAGAUAAGAUUUUGGGUGUUACCCGUUGGCUGCGCCGAGUCUUCGAAUUUAUCCAGAAUAUUCCAAAACCGGGAAACACGCAAGAUGCCGUAUUUAACGGUGAGGUACAUUUCCAGAGACUUGCGGAGUCACAGAAAGUGGAUGAAAAGGAGGUUUCACAGAGAGCUGCAGAUGCGGAAGUGUGGCGCGCGACACAGAACACCAUCAUCUCCGUCACCAAUGCCAUAGAAAAGGUUUACUCGAUGAAUACUACGGUGUCAAGUCUGAUGGAGCUUACCAACCUCCUCAUCAAAAAUCAAGAGGCCUCCGACGUGAUCAAGCGCGAGGCCUCACUGUUACUCUUACGAAUGAUGGCGCCCAUCACGCCGGCCUUUGCCGAGGAGUGCUGGAGCAUCCUAAAGCCCGGUAACGGCAGCAUAUUCACCGAUUCCUGGCCCAUACCAGACAACUCGCUACAGCAUCUAGGUCCAAGUCGCAUAAAUUGUGCCGUCCAGGUCAAUGGAAAGCUGCGCUGCGUAGUAGAGAUCCCGACGAAGCCCGCGGAGAUAGCGGACGGGAGCGACGAGUUCCUUGAGUGGGUUCGGAGCGAGAUUCUUAGGUCGGAAGAGGCAAGACAGAAAUUGGUUGGCGAUAACGAUAUCACGAAGGCGAAGAAGGUGUUCCCUGUGAAGGGCGGCGCGGUCGUGAAUUAUGUGAUUCCGAAACAAAAGUAAGGUAGAGUAGAAGCUGGUUAAAAGGGGUGCUGUAUACCUAUACAGGGAUGUAGGUAGAUACGAAAAGAUACCCGGCUCAGUGCUUAAAUCCAUUUACAGACGUGUAAUACUAGAGUCUACAAAUGUCCUUUGCAGACGGCACCUGCUCUAUAAUCUACCUAAAUACGUCGAGCGAAGGGGGGGUUCGAAAAGGGGGCGUAAGAUUUAGCGUCAGCCAAUGAAUAAGCUUGCUUUCAGAAAGUGGGUCCAGUCGCAGAGCUUUCCAAGCAGAUUCAAAUCUUCAAAAUUG
Messenger RNA from Annulohypoxylon truncatum, 3320 nucleotides. Its product is annotated as leucyl-tRNA synthetase. Bases 176 to 3031 code for a protein of 951 amino acids. The record is from RefSeq and is a predicted model, not a curated record. The transcript is spliced from 2 exons. Gene Ontology annotation, molecular function: ATP binding; aminoacyl-tRNA deacylase activity; leucine-tRNA ligase activity. NCBI's taxonomy places the organism in Eukaryota, Fungi, Ascomycota, Sordariomycetes, Xylariales, Hypoxylaceae. Gene Ontology annotation, biological process: mitochondrial translation; leucyl-tRNA aminoacylation. Gene Ontology annotation, cellular component: mitochondrion.